Molecule: messenger RNA, 5133 nt
Organism: Mesocricetus auratus (golden hamster)
Lineage: Eukaryota; Metazoa; Chordata; Mammalia; Rodentia; Cricetidae
Gene: Lgals8
Product: galectin 8
Exons: 9
Coding region: 264-1157 (297 amino acids)
Molecular function (GO): carbohydrate binding
Source: RefSeq, a predicted model, not a curated record
AGAUAGGAAUCCGAAGGGUGGUUCGAGUGCGGACUCGCCGGCCCGCCGACCCCAUCCCGACGCACGCACUGGGCUCUGGGCACCGGGUACCGGGAGGUGGUCGUGGGUUGAGGCUUGGUCUUCCGACCGGAGUAUCAGGACAGCGCUGCCAGCCCCGGGGCAGGUUUUCAAUUUGAGUAUUCUUUAAAGGAAACGUGGGUAAAGCCUUAUAUAAAGAAGAGAGACUCCAAUCAGCAAUAUCAAUAAUAAGUUGGAAAAGAACAAUGUUGUCCUUAAACAACCUGCAAAAUAUCAUCUAUAACCCGACAAUCCCCUAUGUUGGCACCAUUUCUGAGCAACUGAAGCCUGGCUCUUUGAUUGUAAUCCGUGGACAUAUUCCUAAUGAUGUGGACAGAUUCCAGGUGGACUUGCAGCAUGGCAACAGCCUGAAGCCGAGGGCUGACGUGGCCUUCCACUUUAAUCCUCGCUUCAAAAGGUCCAACUGCAUUGUUUGCAACACGCUGACAAAUGAGAAAUGGGGCUGGGAGGAGAUCACCUACGACAUGCCCUUCCAAAAAGAAAAGUCCUUCGAGAUCGUGAUCAUGGUGCUCAAGAACAAAUUCCAGGUGGCUGUGAAUGGAAAGCACGCUCUGCUGUAUGCCCAUAGGAUUGACCCAGAGAAGAUAGACACACUGGGCAUCUAUGGCAAAGUGAAUAUUCACUCCAUUGGGUUCAGCUUCAGCUCGGUGUGUAAGUCUGGCAAAGCACAUUUGAGCCUGCCAUUUGAAGCAAGGUUAAAUGCCUCCAUGGGCCCUGGACGAACCGUUGUCAUUAAAGGAGAAGUGAAUACAAAUGCCAAAGGCUUUAACGUUGACCUAGUGGCAGGGAAAUCAAGGGACAUCGCUCUACACUUGAACCCACGCCUGAACAUGAAAGCAUUUGUAAGAAAUUCCUUUCUUCAGGAUGCCUGGGGAGAAGAGGAGAAAAAUAUUACUUGCUUCCCAUUUAGUCCUGGAAUGUACUUUGAGAUGAUAAUUUACUGUGAUGUCCGAGAAUUCAAGGUUGCGAUAAACGGUGUGCAUAGCCUGGAGUACAAACACAGAUUUAAAGAGCUAAGCAGUAUUGACACAUUAGCAGUUGAUGGUGAUAUCCGUUUGCUGGAUGUAAGGAGCUGGUAGCUACCAUGAUUGCCACCAAACCAUAAAAUACAAAAUGGCUUAUGUGAUACUGGCCAUGUCAAAUGCAUCUGGCUUUCACCACAUUGUUUAUGUUGUUAAGUUGAGCUCAUACAAAGUCAAGUUCUAUCUGGUAUCUCAGGCCUGGCCAUGCAGUGUGGCUACCUCUAUGUUUAGAGGAACAAAUCUGGGGCAAUCCCAGCUUACCACUGGUGAGGCUCUGCACAUAGGGUCCCGUAUUAUAAAACCACAUUCAGCAAAUAUUAAAGUGCCUGCCUACUCUAAUAUACUAAUUAAUGGGGAUGGAAGGUAUAUUCCCUGUGUAUAUUCUCUGAGUUGGGCAUAGACACAGGUGCCCAGAACCAGUGUGGUCCCUGUUUUCUGGCACUCACCCGCCCAUGACCCCCCACUGUAGGGUCUUUCUGCUGACAUUGCAUUAACCCCAUUAGGGGGCAUUUGUAGUUAAGGUCAGAAAAACAUACUAAUGGAUGGAAAACAUUACUUCCUCAGUAAUCCUUUUCAUAAUCCACAUCCUAUCACAUCUUAUAUGACUGUAUAACACUUAUUUAGCUGUCGUUGCUUUAAGCUUUAUAAAAUAAUUAAUAUGCUGAACAUGGCAGAAAAAUUGAGGCAAAAACCCCCCAAAACUGAAUUAGAACAAGUGUUCUGCUCCAAGCAGAUUUCUGCUUACUGGCUCUCAAGUCUGUGUGUGCCUGUGGCAAAGUGUGUAGGGAAUGGAUAAAUGCAGUUUGUUAAACCUUCUUGCGUAACUGACAUCAGGAUGAGACUUAGUGAAUGUAUAGAACAGGCACUAUCAAAGCAAAACCUACACAGGAGUAAUGUUAAGCUUGAGUUGGAGUGUAAACCAGCCCUUGCCCCUGAAGACAGACAUGUCUGUCUACAUCAGCAGUGAGAUCAGACACUGCUCUGUCUGCUAAGUCAACUUGCAUCAGCAAAUUCAACUGCCACACUCCUAUAGCUUCAAUUAUUUGACUGGAGCUGGGAGAAGCCCUAGGUAAAGUCUUUACGGUUCUGAUCUUGUUACAGAUAUGGUGUUGGGAGGGAGAUGAGCUAAUUUCAUCAGGUCAUUUUAUGACUAAACCACAGGAUAGAAUUUUGCCAGGGCUUAGGAGUAUGCACAGCCAGUUCUCCCAGACAGAUGUAUUCUUACAUAGGAAAUAAUACCGUCACCAUUUCUUACUUUUUAGGAAGUGCUCAAUGCAGCAACUGCUAGCCCUUCAUUCCUUUUAUGGAAAUCCAUUAUGCCAACUACUGAAAAACUCAAGCUAUGGGGAGUUGUAUGUAGAGCCGGACAAUCUGUCGGGAGCCCAAGAGGCUCUAGAUAUGGGGUGGUGUGUGUAACUGGGCAAUCUGGGGAACCCAGAAGGCUCUAGAAUUCCCCAGCUCUGAAACGCACUCGGGGAAAAUAAAAACCCAUUAUUUUCAUUUCUGUUUUACACAAAACUAUGAAGACUGAUUUUGAAUAGAAUCAAUCUUAAUUCUUAGAUUCUUGGUCUUUAAAAAAAGCUGCUGGAAUUUAAGCUGUGAGAUGUUUCAUUGUAUAUUUCUAAGUUUUUAUCUCUAAAAUGCAAAAUGACCUUUUUGUUUGUCAUAAUCCUACAUUAAAGUUUUAUAUUAAAUUAGAAUGAAUACUCUCUGGAAUAGGUCUUCCAUGCUGUAGAUACUGAAGGCAAACUGGCUUAAUUCUAUUUGAACUCUCAUUUUCAGCCUCACUGUAACAGUAGCAGAUAGAACUACAAAACCGUCAAUGGCAUUGCUGUCCUUCCCCAGAGCUGUCAGAUAGGUGUGGCUGUUUCCCAAACAAUGGAAACAGCACAGCCUGAAUGCUGCUGCAGGGGGCCUUUUCCUUGACCCAGACCACUACUUAUACCACAGACAAACAGUGAGAUCCCGUGCUUCAGAGAAGCACCACGUCUCAGGUACCAAACACACCAGUCUCAUCUGGAACACCAGCCAGAACAAAGACAAAUACCAGACAGUUUGUAUAAAACACUAUUCUAUUUACUCCUUAGCAGCUCUGUACAAAAGGCAGGAGAAGCUUCUGUGGGAGUCCAGACAGGUAGGGAUUUUGUAAAAACAUUACAUAUCGGCAGAUGUGAAAGUACCAAAAGUAAUAUGGCACCACACCCACCACGUAAGAACAUGAGGAUGAACUCUGUGACAGAGCACCAGCUGCAGGUGGAUUCUGCUUCAGAAGUAGCUCUGCAGCGGCUCGCCCAGCACGGCCUCCAGUUGCUGGAUGGUCUUCUGGCACUGAUGCUCCACUUCCUCACAUUCAUCUGACAGACAAGACCCAGAAUUAGGAGUGUGCCUGCAGCCGUCCUGCCUAACAGCCACUGCGCACAGAAGCAUCCAGCAGACUAGGACCUGAGGUCCUCCCUCACCGACCCCCACUCCUCCACAGGCAUGUUCUUGUCGCUGCCAAAGAGGACCAAGCCACAAGAAAGGGGCCACAUUCAAAUCCAAGCUCCAGGAGCUCCCACAGCCCUUGCUAACACCAGACAUAACAGAGCAUGUUUCUGGCCAGAUGUCCAGCCAGUGAGACACAAACGUACCUCUCCUUCCUCACCAUCCCCAUUACUAUGAAGGCACUGGGAGGGACAAUGCAGAGGCAUGUCGAUGAGAGGUGAAUCCCUGCUGAAAGCAGCUUCACCUGCCAUUUAGUGCUAUUAGCAACGUCUUUAGCUUUCCAAGUUCCUAGUUUCUUAGAGGGGCAGUGUGAACCCACUGUAAGAUUAUGUCAGCACCUAACACCGAGUACCAGUAAGUAUAGCUCAGCAUUCCAGUGGACCACUGAUUAUAACAUGAUGGCACAGACAAUGACUCAUGUGAAUAUUUGAAGUUAUUUCAUAAAUAAUACCAUGGCCCACAUGAGCAGUAACACACUGCAAGCUGCUCUUAGUGACUGUGAGGUGACAGCUUCCUGACUUGUGCCCCAGGCAUGGCAGAGAGGACUCAACAAACAGAUCUGUGUCAGGGAGCCUACAGCCACAGGAUUCUGCAUCAUUGUUUAUUAUAAUGCUUCAGACUUACCUUCCAUCAAUUCUGCUAGAAAAGGAAUGGACUCUGGAAGCAGAACAAUGUAAUUCUCUCUCAGCUUUUCAGCCACUGCUAAGACAGUAAUCAAGGCUGCAAACCGCACCUGGAAGGAACAGGUAUCAAGAAGGAGACUGUUUCAUCUGUCCCCUACCGUAAGACCUGACCUGACUGACACCCUCACUGUGAUCGCUCAGUGUACACCAUACACACACACUAUGUGCCCAUGUGAGGGCUACUUAGGAUGCGGGUAAUCUACUUACCAGUGUUUUUCACUGUGUUCUAGCACUGUAGCACUUUAAAAUGUGAAAAAAAAAAAAGAUUGUGUUUUCCUUUACAAAAACCAAAACAUAACAAAAAGCAAGAGCCAGUAAGACGGCUCAGUGGGUAAAGGCGCUUGCCACCAAGCCUGGUGGCCUGAGUUCAGUCCUCAGGACCACAUAAUGAGGGAAGGAGACACUGACUCUUGCAAGUUGGCCUCUGACCUCCACACCUGUGUGACGGCAAGUGCAUGCCCCACCCUAAUAACACAUGCAAACUUAAGGGAGUCAUAAAUGUAACUAAACUGGGGAUAGUCUGUUGGAUUGCCAGAGAUAGUACCAACGUGGUGAUGGAAGGCGUCGGCCAUACCUCACAGCCCCUGUAUGGCCAAGACACCACCUGGCUAGUCUAAUUUCAGCACUGAAUAAGAGUUUGGGUGUUUCAUCAUUUCUUGCCUAUCAUGAGCAAUGCAAGUGACAUGAGGUAUUGACAGCAGGCUACUGAAAUAAAACAGUCCUUUUUCUAAUUUGGAAUAAUUUUCAGAAUAAAAUAUAUUUAAUCAAGAUUUUCUUAAUAUGUAAUCAAAAUACUAAAAUAAAUUUGUUUCUGCUACUGUGUAAGAACGCCUAAUAAAUGUAAUAAAAGUCUGCUUUUUACACCA